Molecule: messenger RNA, 1634 nt
Organism: Lactuca saligna
Lineage: Eukaryota; Viridiplantae; Streptophyta; Magnoliopsida; Asterales; Asteraceae
Source: the annotation of a GenBank genome assembly
CUAUUCUUGAAAUCGAAAGCUUCCACUUUCUAGUGGAAAAGCUGAAGCUAAAAAUAAUUGUCCUCUGCUUUUCCCCAUAUGAAAAGGUAAAAAAAUUUAUGGCAUAGUCACUUCCAUCCUCCAUAUUUCUUGCAAGGUAACGACCAACCAUUUCUUCCCUUUCAUCGGAAUUUUAUUGCUUUAUUCUUCUAGUUUACAUAGAAUUUCAGUCUGCACUUGUUAGCCAGGAAUGUGAUUAAUGAUAGAAGUUGACAUGACAUACAUAUACAUAUCCACAAUGAAAAACCUCCAAUUUCUAGCGGUUGCCACCAUUAUCUUCCUACUUUAUAAUCUUGAUGAAACAACCGCUGACAAUGACAUCAGCAAUGUCGACAAGGAGCUUCUUCUUAAAUUCUCUUCGUCGUUCCCACCGCCACACAAACUAGACUGGAGUUCCACAAUCCGAAACUGCAAAGAUUGGGUUGGCAUCAAGUGUAACGAGAAGGGCAAUGUUACUGACAUUAAUCUCCCUACUAAGGGACUAUACGGUCCAAUUCCGAAUAAUACCAUCGGAAAGCUGGGUUCCCUCAAAGUCUUGAGCCUAAGAUACAAUUUCCUAAACGGGUCUCUCCCUGCUGAUAUCAUCUCCAAUCCCUCCCUCAAGAAUCUCUACCUUCAAAACAAUAACCUUUCUGGCAACAUCCCUACUAAUGUUUCUCCCAUUAUUAUGGCGAUAGAUCUUUCCAACAAUUCCUUCACAGGAAAAAUCCCGGAUACACUAAAAGAUCUCACCUAUCUCACCUCCCUCAGACUCCAAUUCAACAACCUUUUGGGACCUGUUCCCGACUUCAUCCACUGUACCAAUCUCCAUGCCCUAAACCUGAGCCAUAACGAACUCAAUGGUCCAAUCCCGUUCUCCCUCCAAAAAUUCCAGGAUUCUUCAUUUUCCGGGAAUGUGGACUUAUGUGGGCCCCCGUUGAAUCAAUGCCCCACAUCCACGAAACUCACGAACGGUGCCAUCCUAGCCAUUGCUAUCGGAUCCUUUUUGCUCAUCGCGAUACUUUUGUGUUGUUUCUUGAAGAAGAACGAUCGGGUCGAGAUUCCGUUGGUAAAUUGACGAUAAAGGCUGUCCCUCCCGGGAAAACGAGAAAUCGGAUGAUUUCCGGAGUGGGGUUCAAGCUGCUGAGAACAAGUUAAUUGGUCGAUACAAACACAUUUGUGUAGACUAUAGUGGACUGGUUCUCAUAUUUACUUUUAGUCCAUCAUGCAUGCAUUUAGAUCCGUCAUGUUUUUUCCUAUUAAAAUUUCAAGUGUCACAUAAGCAUUUGUCAUUCUUGUCCAUAUUUGGUUACGAAUAUUGUGUAGUGUCAUUGUUACCUACGAAUAAAAAGAAGUAUGUUACAUGAGAAUAUCAAUUAAAUGUGUUGACGUGUCUAUUCUUUGUUGGUUAUUAAUUCUUGUCGUUCAAUUUUGCAUCUGCAUAUAUGUGCCACUCAAGAUUGUCGAAGGCAACAAAAAGACUCAAGGUGUCGUCUCCGCCGUUGACAACCAUGUCUCGCAAUUGGUGAUAGUAGUUAGUUGCUUGCAUUACAAAUGUAUCGUCCCCAGAGACAGAAUAAAAAUUUUAAUUUUAAAUAUAUCAAAACCAGUCAAAC